AUGUGUCAUACAAAAAUAAAAACAAUCUUAAGUCUGCUGAAGCCGCUGUGUACAAAACAAAAGUGUGAUGAAAAGAAGAAAAAGCUGUUGAAUAUGUCGUCUACAUUUAUUUAUGAUGGAAAUGAUACUCUAAAAGAAAACGUUGAACAGCAACAACAGCAACAGCAGAAACUAAAAGCUGUAGAACCAGAACCAGUAACUGUUUCCACAAAGACGACGUCUGAAAGUGCCAUUACAAGUGGUAUUCGAUUACAACAAUUGACUGCUCUAUCUCCAUUACAAAACAAUGUAUUAGAUCAACCAAGUUCACGUCACCAUUUACCUCUUUUGGAACCAGCAGCAUCAUACCCAUCACAGCCACAAACUCGUGUCCUAAAUCGUCCUGUUCCACUACGAAACUCUUCUCCAAUCAGUCAAGUUUUACCAACUUCACCACAUCCAUCACAACAUAUGUCAACUCCUUCAUUAUCUUCACAGAUUAGUAGUAGUAAUUUUGCUCCUUUGGCCGCCUCCUCUCAACAUAAUUUUACAAGUAUUCAACGUCCAUCUAAUUCACAAGGUGUACCAGUAAGAAAAAGGCCGACACCAAGUAAUCAAACAACGUCUUCGACUUCACAGCCAACAGCAAAACGUACGAAAGUAUAUGAAGAUGAACAAGUGAAAGAGAAUUUCUUAAAAAAUGUUGAAAAACUUAUACAAAAGAAACUGGAACCGAUCGAAUCUCAGCUUAAUGAAUUGACUCUGGAAGUAACUAGUAUUGAAAAUGUUUUGCAAACAACGCAGUCUAAUCUCAGUAGUGUCACUCUUUCAAUUAAGAAUAUUAGAAAAAAUUUGAUUACUGUAAAACAAGUAAGUUUUGAUAGAAACACACUGGAGAAUAAGAUUUUCACGUUCCGAGUCAGUAGAUGUCAAACUCCGCAAAACAAAAAAAAGCGUUAGAAAUGAAGCAAAUCGCUGAAAAUAUCUUUUGAAAGUGAGAGAAAGUGAAACAGGUUUUGUACAUAGAAAUAAAAGUUAAAAAAAAUUCGAGAUCUUUUUGUUGAAAAGAAAUUUUGAAGACUUCAACACCGCGAAACCGCGCACGUGUUUCAAGAACCGCGGUUCUGGAAUAGACUCGAAUAUUUCGCGUUUCAUGUAUGUAAACUGCGAUUACCGUAAUAACUCAUAAAAAAAGCGGUUCUGUCAUUUUCAACAUGCAAAACGCGCGCAUCUCCUAUAAGAGAAUGGUUUUAAAACCAGACGCGUGUGCUGAAACGCAUUUUUUUAUUCUUAUGAGAUCAGGACCGUUUGUAUCGUGUGCCACUCAUAGAAAGCUAUAAAACUGCGUAGCAAGAAAUGUGUUUUUUUGUUGCUCUUUUGCUAAAACCACGAUUUUUCUGUUUUCACGUAUGCUAGAAUGAGAAACGAGUCAGUCAUGGAUCUAAAUUGUUCUUCUCUACUUUUUCCGGUUGUUACGGCGAAGGUUCCUUAUCGUACAGUAUUGCCGUCACUCGCCAUACAGUGGAUUACGCGACUAAGUGUGUGUUUGAAAAGAGAAGCUUAACUGUAAACCUGAAUUAAUUCAGAGAAAAAUAAAAAUGGUUGUAGUAACAAGCACGUUGUAAGUGAAUAACGCCAACCCAUGUAUUCACUGUGAAAGUUAGACACUCUGGUGUCGCACAGCUGUAAAAGAUAUAAAAAAUUCAUAAUUUUAAUUGAAUUCUCUUCAUAUUGAAAGCAAGCCCGAGGUGACAGAAUGCUCUAAUCGUGUGGAAAAUGC
Molecule: messenger RNA, 1759 nt
Organism: Didymodactylos carnosus
Lineage: Eukaryota; Metazoa; Rotifera; Eurotatoria; Philodinida; Philodinidae
Source: the annotation of a GenBank genome assembly